AGGGACAGAUUCCUUUCAAAAAAACAUCUGAAGGUGAAAUUUGCAAGCAUCCACCAACAAGAUUUGUGUUGGAAGAAGACAACAGUAGUGAAGGAGCCCUAUCUCCUCUUCAGGAUGUGAAUGACCAGUCACAGAACAGUUUUACAUCCAUUGAGACUAGACAGACUUCACCUAUUCCAGUUUUGGAAUCUCCUAGCUCUUACAGUGACACUCGGACAACAUCUUUCUCCUCACCUCCGAGCUCGGUUUCUUCCCCAGCAUGGAGUCAGACUUUGAGUCCACCAUCCAGCCAAGUCAAAUCUCCCUCUCAGGCUGUCACUGGUCAAGAUCACGGUCAGACCCGUGAGCUUGGUGGAGGAAGCAGUAGCUCCAGCAGAAGUCGUAAAAAGUCCAAGUCUAAAAUUCAACCUAAGACAAAGACUAUUAAAUUCCAUGAGUACAAGGGUCCACCUAGUGCUCAGAAACCACCAGCUACAUUACCAGCUAAUUGUGAAAACUCUUACGAAUUGUUGCUUCAACAGCAACAGCUGUUCUUACAGUGGCAACUUGAGUGGAAACAGAAGUACCCCCAGAUUGUUCUCUCCUCAGCACAGAAACCACACGAGGAUCAAACUCAGUUUCUGACCAGUGGGCAUACUUCCAUUCAAGAAAGUAGUCCUUCAAACCAACAGUCACUAACCAAGCUAGAAGAAAUGAAAGUGAGUGACCUGAAAGCAGAAUUGAAGAGACGAAACCUGCCUGUGUCAGGGUCCAAGCCUCACCUUAUUGAGCGACUUAAGUCUUAUUUUGAUGGAAGCUCUCAGAUGACAACGUCUGGUGCAGUGGAAGUUCUGGCAACCAGAAGUAACAGUGCUCCAUCUUUGCCAAUUAAUGUAGGGGGCAUCAUCCUAGACACUAUUUCCACAAUUCCACAACAAAGUCCAGACAAUGAGAUGGCUCCAAUUUCUCCAGUAGUUGCUAUGGACACAUCUCUGUCAGUUUUAUCGAGUCCAGAAACAUCCCUGACCCUUUACAAAUCCCCAGCUAGUGUGGAGCAGGCCACAUUAGCUUCUCCUGCUUCUGUUGUACCAAUGGAUGUGGACAACACUUCAUUAGAUGUUGGGAACAAUAUAACAAAUGAAGACAUUGUUAAAAUUCAACAAAGACAAAUCCAGGAGUUGCAGUGGGAGCUGCAAAAGUCUAAACUCCAGCUACAGCACCAGCAGUCACUCAUGCAUCACCAGCAAGCUGUACUCCCUACAGUGGCAACUGCUGUAGCUAUCCCGAUAACCAAUUCCCAGAUUUCUUCAACAGUCGUAACCACAGUAGCUUUACCUGGCAGUGGUGUGCCGACUUCUGGAGACACAGGAAGUACAGUGACUCGGAAGUUGAGUCAGUGUCAGCUGCCACAAGAGCAGCGAAAAUCAAACAUUCUUCCUGCUACCUCUACCACCAACUUGAGAACAUUCCUUCAGUCUAACCAGCCAGUGUGCACGGUGGUCUCCACCGAUCAUCAGAAUCAAGCUGUCACAGCUCGAUUGGUCUCAUCUCCUCAAAUUCCCAACUCUGAACCUAGCAAGUCGUUCCCUGGCAUCAUUUUCUGUCAGACCAAUCCUGUCAUCAACAAACCUUGUGUAAUUUCUGCUCCCAAUGGAUUUGGUCAUCAGAGGACUGGAUCACUUCCUAACUUUAACUCUAAUAGGAGUGCCAAAAGUGGACCUGUGAGGACUGCAACAGAACCCCAAUUCUUUCUGACUAGGCCUCCACCAGAUUACAAAGAAGUUUCCAAACAGCAGAAAACUUUGCCAGCAAUCCAUAUCAGUAAUAAUGAUAACCAACGAAAGUCAAAGUCUAUUAAAAGUCAAGCUGUUGAUGAUGUCUUGGAAAUAUUAAUCAAAAAUGGAGAACUUUCUCCCAGUGCUGCACAUGAGCCUGCCACACCUACUACUCCAGAAACACAGACUUCUAACAAUCAUUAUGAUGGUCCAGUGUUUCCCACUCAGUUAGUUCUUAGUCCACCAUCAACAAUGCUGAAUGAAUGUGACCAUGGGAGUCAGUCUACCCUGGAACUAGAUUUUCACCUAGAUUUGGAAAACCUUGAGGCCAUGGACUUGGGAGGAGUACUCGCCAGUGAAGAUGGUCAUCGUGCGGGAGGAAAUUAUCAGCUGUCAAACAUGGCCCAAUCUAACGAUCACGAGAUGGACAUGGAAUUGACAGAACUGUUGAACGUCAUACUGCCACACUCCUCAAGUGGAAGCACUUCUAGUGAUUCACAGCCAUAUUACUGUGGCUCAAAUGACCACGACCCUUUGUUGUCUACUCUUGGGACCAACCAGGAAACCCUGGAUCUCUUUUCUCUUGAAGAAAUUGAAAUGCGACCACCACCAGCUCUUGCCUGGGACUUUGCCACCUAGUGGUACUUUUGCAAUAGUUAGGUGACAUGAUCAACUUCAACAAAUCUGUUUGUUGUAAAACAUAACACUUGACGUCAUUCAAUUAUAUUAAUAACCAAGAACUAAAGAAAUAGGGUUACAUUAACUAUAGAGUUUAAUGUUAACCAGGAAGGGUUGUGUAUGAUGCCUGGCUCUUCAGUCAGUGUACCUGCAAGUCAUCAACAAGAAUAAACCAGGAAAGUGCCAGAUCUAGUUGUUGAUAUAAUAGUUUUGUUAGACUUUGUUAACUUAGGGGUGGGGACCCAUAAGUACUUAUGUGUGUGUCAUUAGGCUUCCUACAACUCACCUAUGCUGUAGUUUCGUAUAUAUUUUCUUGUAACCCACAGGUGUUAAGUGGGUCAUUAUGACCCAUGGUGUUGUGUUAUUAAUUACCUUACAAUUUCAUUGUGUUAGUGCUAUUAAUUCUCAUGUAAUCCAUGUGUGUGUGUGUCAUUAGUCCUAUUGUAAUCAACAGAUUAUUGUUAUUAGUUUCCUUGUGCAUGUUAGUGUGUUAUGACAUCCUUAAAACCCAUGUGUCAUUAGGUUUAAUUCACGUGUGUUAUCAUGUUCCUCAUAACCCACUAGUAUUAUAGGGUCAUUAGGUUCUUUGUAGCACAUACUUAUCAGUGUAUCAUUAGUCCACUUGUAACCCGUGUGUUGUGUAAUAAAUUGACUUUUAACCUGUGUACUUUAUCAUUGGUCCCUUUGUAACAUUUGUGUUAAGACAUCAUUUUUCCACUUUAACCCAUGUGUUAGUGUGUAAUAAGUCCACUAGUAAACCACAUGUUACUGUACCAUUAGUUUCUUGUAACCUAUGUGUACUUUAUCAUUGGUCCUUUUGUAACCUAUGUGUACUUUAUCAUUGGUCCUUUUGUAACCCAUGUGUAUGAUUAGUCCACUUGUAAACCACAUGUUACCGUACCAUUAGUUUCUUGUAACCUAUGUGUACUUUAUCAUUGGUCCUUUUGUAACCCAUGUGUACUUUAUCAUUGGUCCUUUUGUAUCCCAUGUAUGUUUAUCAUUGGUCCUUUUGUAACCCAUGUGUUCGUGUGUAAUAAGUCAAACUUGUGUAUUACUAGACUGUUUGUCCACUGCUUAGUGCCUUAAUUUUAGUUUUCCUUCUGCCUUGUAAAAAUACAUGCUGACAUAAUUACGUUGAUAACUAUAUUUAGUUAAACUUGUUUUUCUAAACUUAUCUUGGAAGCUACAAAGUUUAGUUCACAUUUUUAUUUUUGCCAGAUAACUUUCUCCCACGUGAUAACCCUGUAGGAAAUGGCCCACUUCUUCAGAUUACAUGUACAGUGUAACAAGUGUCUGGUUUCUAGGUUUCCACCUUCUCCCGACACAAUGUAGUAAUGCAAGAGUAUCCUGGGAAUAGGUUCAUGUUAUCAGAUGAACUGCCAGUAAAUAUCAGGCAAUGGAAACUAUUGAACUCAUAGUAAGUUGACUUCCAUAAGCAGACUUAACAGUUAAAAUUGUCAGACUACAAGCCAGAUCAUAGUUUAGAACCAAGGAUAUUACUUGAAGAAAGUUGUGAAAAUAGUACCUUAGACUAAUGAACAUUUUAAAGUUUCUUGUAAAACAUGAAUUUUUUCUGCUAAGGUCUGGCAUGGCAUGUAUAAGAUUGACUUCUUGUUAAACAACAAGUAUCUCUGUGAAAGAUUUCGGUAAUACAAUACAAGUAUACCAAAACGUAUUAAAUUAAAAGAAGUAUCUUUAAUUGUUGGAAACCAGUGUCUUUGUAAUCUUUCAUUGUGGUAAGGUCUUUUCAGAAUAAUCAGGGUUUUCUCUCAAUUCUUUGAUAACAACAGCCAAGUAAAUGGGCCUCAGAUAUUCAGGCAACUGAUUGUUACCCAUUUUUUUCAAAGACUUUAUACUUUUGUAUUUUGAACUUAUAAUAGGUUCUCUCUUUUAUUGGUAUGAUCAGUGACAUUUUCUGUGAAGUCUUGUGGUUAUGGGAGAACAAAGAUAAGGUUACUGUGAGUUAAUCACACAAGUGAACAGUCAUUUGUUUUUCUUCUUUGCCGGUUUUGUAUGAAGAUGUACGUGACCAGGAACCAUGUUCUUGUGUGUUUUAUACCUUAUAAUAAGUCAAAUGUUUCAUGGAACAAAGAUGUAUGCUAAUUCCACAUAGAAGUUUAAGAAACAACCAACCUUUGAAUAUAGUUAGUAAAGGAUUAUCUGUGUAGGUUUAGAGAGAUUCUUACUCAAGACAUAAAAUAUUCAUAAGACACAAAUAGUACUAGGGUAUUAUAAAACACCCUUCCCUUCUUGACCUUAAUUAGUGGUCAGUGCUAGCCCGUUUUGAUAUACAGUGAUGAUGAUAAAGCUGUAGUUAGUAUUCCUUGUAACUCUUGGUGGUCAGAAAGUUAAUCUGCAUUUAAUUUUAUCUUCUUUUUAUUUGGGGUUCCUCUUGCACGAGUAAAGUUAUCUGGUGUAUAGUUAAUAAAAACUAAAGCCACUCUCACUAGUCAGAGGGUUAAUAUGUAGGUUAUUUAAUCUUCUUCCAAUUUGGAGUUCUCAUAGGGUGAUUGAAGCUGUCUGGUGAUUUAGUUUAUAAAGCUCUCUAAAGAUUCAU
Messenger RNA from Limulus polyphemus (Atlantic horseshoe crab), 4989 nucleotides. RefSeq names its product MKL/myocardin-like protein 1. The transcript has 10 exons. The annotation marks the transcript as partial. NCBI's taxonomy places the organism in Eukaryota, Metazoa, Arthropoda, Merostomata, Xiphosura, Limulidae. The record is from RefSeq and is a predicted model, not a curated record.